AGCAUCAAAACAAAUGGAUAAUAAUCCAAACAAAGUGGCCUUGAUUGUGGCUCCCAGUUACGAAGGCUUACCAGUUCACGAACGACUUCCUGGAACAUUUUACGAUGUGCAAGUAAUGCGAGAUGUAACAAGGAAGUUUCGAUUCGAUGAUGUGAAGGAGGCUGUGGGAGACAGUGCUACGAAAAAAAAAAUCUUACAGUCCCUAGGUGAUCUGUCAAGUACAGUCAAAUCAGGAACCAUUGUAUUGUUUUAUUUUAGUGGACAUGGGUAUUAUCUUCCUAGUACAAAAGAUGAAGGCCUUCUUCCAGCYGAAGCAACCCAUGAAAAGAAUUGUUUCGUGGAGGUUGGACACCAAGAGAAAAGGACACGUUUUKCUAUAUCGCGGCUUGCAAUUCAGUACAACUGGCUUUUGAAGAUAGAGAGAGAGGUGGAAGACUAACUAUGGCUAUUGAGUAUGUGGUCAAAAGCAUACCAUGCUUUAAAGGUGUCUCGAUCUGGGCAUUUUUUAGGUGAGACAAGGUACCUUAGGGAAA
This is a messenger RNA of Actinia tenebrosa (Australian red waratah sea anemone), 533 nucleotides long. RefSeq lists its product as uncharacterized. Gene Ontology annotation, cellular component: cytoplasm. Gene Ontology annotation, biological process: proteolysis. The record is from RefSeq and is a predicted model, not a curated record. Gene Ontology annotation, molecular function: cysteine-type endopeptidase activity. NCBI's taxonomy places the organism in Eukaryota, Metazoa, Cnidaria, Anthozoa, Actiniaria, Actiniidae.